ACCCCCUUUGCAGGAACCGUUUCCUGCUGACGUCUCGUGUGUACUGUUUAAUCUUGACGGAUACGGUUUCUCGCAGCGAACAACUCCCGCAGCCCCUCUUAAUUAUCCGCCACUGAAACGAUGAGGAGGUGCGCACGAUGCGCUCCGCUCCGUUAACGCGUCGCGUUCGCUCGCGAGCUGCGUCGCUGAGCGCGAGGACGUCACGAGAAAACGGCGUCGUUCGUUUCUAACUUAACGUUACACAGACCUCACGUUAACUACACCUCGCUUGACAGCUACGGCCGGUGACAGGGUGGUAGUCUUUCAGGGUUGUGUUUUUCCUCUUCGAGAUGGCCGGGGGCAUUACAGAAACGAGGCCUUACUCACCCUUCGUUGGCCUGGUGUACAUGUUCAAUCUGAUAGUCGGCACUGGUGCCCUGACCAUGCCCAAGGCCUUUGCAGCAGCUGGUUGGGUUGUCAGCGUCUCCCUCAUCACAUUUUUGGCUUUUAUGAGUUUCAUGACCACCACAUUUGUGAUUGAAGCCAUGGCCGCUGCUAACGCCCAGCUGCGCUGGAAGAGGAGAGAACAGGAAGAGAUUAACGACAGCGACUCCAGCUCGGACUAUUCAGAUGACGAAGUUGUUAUUCGGGACGCUCGAACCCGCUGAGACGCGCCCAUUCUUUCUGUCCGUAAGCGUGCUGCGAAUGUAGACCACUUUGACAUUGUCGAGAGAGUCGAGAUGGGACAAAUGGCCUCCAUGUUCUUCUCGGCAGUUGGCGUCAACAUGUUCUACAUCUGUAUCAUCGUGUACCUGUACGGAGACCUGGCCAUUUAUGCUGCUGCUGUGCCUGUGUCACUGAUGGAGGUUGCGUGUGGGAAUCACUCGUGCAGUGCUGGGAGCGUGAAAUACAACGACACCGAGUCGUGCUGGGGCCCCGUGAGCCGCAAAGAUGCCUACAGAGUGUUUCUGGCAAUCUUCACACUGAUGUUGGGGCCCUUCACCUUUUUCAAUGCGCAGAAGACCAAAUACCUCCAGAUCCUCACCUCUCUAAUGAGAUGGAUUGCGUUCACCAUGAUGAUCAUCCUGGCUUUGAUUCGCAUCGGCAAGGGCCACGGUGAGGGCCGCCCAUCCGUGGCUCAGAUCUCAGGUGUGCCCAACCUCUUCGGGGUCUGCGUCUACUCGUUCAUGUGCCAGCACUCGCUGCCCUCGCUCGUGACGCCCAUCUCCAACAAGCAGCGCAUGAGCGCCCUGGUCAUGGCCGACUACGUCCUCAUCCUGUGCUUCUACAGCCUGCUGUCCCUCACGGCCAUCUUCUGCUUCGACAGCUCUCUGCUGCGGGACAUGUACACUCUAAACUUCACCGACAACUGCGACGUCCUGAGCAUUCCAGUGCUGCGCUACUUCCUGGGCCUCUUUCCCGUCUUCACCAUCAGCACCAACUUCCCCAUCAUAGCCGUCACGCUGCGUAACAACUGGAAGACCCUCUUCCAUCGGGACGGCGGCACGUACCCUUGGGUGGUGGACCGCAUCGUCUUCCCGCUCAUUACUCUAGUGCCGCCCAUCAUCGUGGCCUUCUGUACUCACGAUCUAGAGGCGCUUGUGGGCAUCACUGGGGCGUAUGCCGGAACGGGCAUUCAGUACAUCAUACCGGCCUUCCUGGUGUAUUUCAGCAGGCGUCAUCUCGAGCCCGUGUUGGGAAGGGAUGCUGUAAAUAAGCACCGGUCACCUUUCCAUCAUACCUUCUGGAUUUGGUUUGUGAUAUUGUGGGCAACGUUCUGUCUGAUGUUUGUGACCGCUAAUAUUGUCCUCACCGAGGCCAAGAACUGAGCUCACAAGUUGUUUUGUCGAGCCGUGUUUUUUGUUUUUUAAUUUUUUGUUUGUUAGGGUUAUAUGUUAAAUGAAUGGCAUUAGCUGAAGUUUAAUUCAGUGUUUAAAAGGGACCAAAAGACAUUUAGGGGAUGUUCAGGAUUAUUUAAAAACCAUAUGUGAUGUGUUCAUUCCAAACGUCACUUGAUUUGUUAUUUUCGGGCUUUCUCAUCAAAACAUGAUUGGGUCACUCUCCACCCCAAAAGCAAAAAAAAGCUACAAAUAAAUAAUAAUAAAUCAUAUGCAUAA
Puntigrus tetrazona (Sumatra barb) is the source of this 2096-nucleotide messenger RNA. RefSeq names its product transmembrane protein 104 (gene slc38a12). The record is from RefSeq and is a predicted model, not a curated record. Lineage: Eukaryota; Metazoa; Chordata; Actinopteri; Cypriniformes; Cyprinidae.